This is a messenger RNA of Cajanus cajan (pigeon pea), 2113 nucleotides long. RefSeq lists its product as uncharacterized. Lineage: Eukaryota; Viridiplantae; Streptophyta; Magnoliopsida; Fabales; Fabaceae. The record is from RefSeq and is a predicted model, not a curated record.
UAGGGAAUCAUAUUCAUAUAUGAAGAAUUUGAGUCGAAGAAAGGGAAGAGAGAUCGAAUAGAAGUGAUCAAAUAGUAACGCCGUUUCAGUCAACGCACCACUUUUUGCUUCACUCAUUUUCUCCCCAAAUCUCAUUUCCACGAUCAUCGCUUUACUCAUUUCCACGAUGGGUAGCUAAAUUGGUGUUGCUGCUUCCAUGCUUUCAGUGAUUAGGGAUUAGGAAUCUCACUCUCGCGUUAGUUGUUGUCAUUAAAAUUGAUUCUGAAGGUGAGUUCAUCUGCAGUGAGUUACACAGGCUAUUCAAGCUGUAGGGACUAUCCAAUCUGAAUUUAAAAAAAUAUAUAUAUAUUUGUGCUGAGGUUUUGAAAAUUUUCCAAUUUUGCUUCUUGUUUGGUAGUUCUCCGACUAUGCCUGCAACUCAAAUAGAAGAGCAAGUUUCCUUGAAACUUCUGGUAAAUGAAAAGACCAACAAAGUCAUACUUGCAGAGGCAGGGAAGGACUUUGUGGACAUUCUCUUUAGCUUCUUAACAAUGCCUUUAGGAAACAUCGCCAGACUUGUGCAGGAGUCAGAUAUAGGACCAGUUGGAGUUGGUUGUUUAAGUUCAUUGUAUGCAAGUGUGACAAAUCUUCGCAAGUGUCUGUUGACAGUGACGUGUGAAGAAAUGCUAUUGCGGCCAAGAAACUCAUCGGUAGAAUAUUGUAGGAGUCUGAAACUUAACAUUGAUGAUACUGAGCCAUUGAAGUAUUUCAUGUGUACGAACUUCCCUAGAUGCAGCCAUGGCCUUUUGAGCACUUUCAAAAAUGAAAGAUGCAACUGCGGGAAUCUUUUGGCUCAUGCAGUUUCUGUCAAAAGAGGCGAAGUCUACAAUGGAUUUGUGAAGGAUAUUGCAACUUUUAUUGUCAUGGAUGAUCUAGUUGUCAUUCCAAAUGCAAUGGAUACAAGCUUUGGUGUCUUACAAAAAUGUGGGGUAAAAAGAUUGAGUUCAGUACAAGAGAUGACUGUGAAUAUCACGAAGAAAAAGGUCCUGGAUCUGCUAAAAUGUGCUUUAUUAUCCAAGUCAACUCUGACAGAUUUGUUCUUAGUAAAGGAACCAUUGCUCAAUAAUAAAUCAAGUUUUGAUCCUCCUAUUGUUCAAAACAGUAGUACUAUCCAAAUCAAAGUGAAGGUAGUUAUGAGAAAAUCAGAUGGGAAGGUACUGUUUGCUCAAGGGGAAGAAGAUUUUGCAGACUUCCUUUUUAGUUUUCUCACUUUCCCGUUGGGAGGAGUAGUUCGCAUGUUGGGAGGACAUUCUUCUAUAGGCAGCAUUGAUGGAUUGUACAAUAGCAUAGAUGGCUUUAAUGAAAACAAAUAUUUGGUUGCAAAGGAAAUGAAGAACAGGCUAGUUGAUCCUGUCCUUGCGCCACAGUUCAAAUUAAACCUGCAGAUGUUUCCAAUUCAUGAACAGGCUUCGCCAUAUUAUCGGUAUUAUCAGCGUAGUGGUAAUAUAGACAGAAGUCCUCUCUAUAUAGCUAAUGGAUAUAGGAGUAAUAAUAAGAAUAAUGAAACUUACAAAGUCAUGAAAUUAGUGGAUCUCAAGUCAUCUGGUGGAAGUCUUAAAGGUUAUGUCAAGGGUCCAGCACUGUUCAUGGCAACUGAUGACUUGGUUGUGGAACAAAUGUCACCCAUUUCGGGUGUAUCUUUACUCAAGCGUUUAAAGACACCAAUGAAUGAUGUGGAGGAAAAGAUUGUUACCAUUGGCAUCAAGGAGGGUCUUAGCAUAUUGAAAGCAUCUUUAACCUCAAGAUCAGCUCUAACAAACGGUCUCGGCCACUUGUUAUUGUUACCUGAAGUUAUGGAGCAGAAAUGGUAUCAUUAACAUUAUUUUGUGAUGGCUGUCAAAAUUCUUGCUUUAUUGUGUUCAAAAUUUUCUGGUUUUUUUUUUUUUUGAAUGACUAAAGUUAUUCUGUUUUAUACUAGUUUGAGUGACAUGUAAUAAUUCUCUGCAAGAGCGUUUUUAUUUUCUUUCCUGUUUCGAAGUAUACUUUAUCGUUGGAGAAAAUUAUUUAAGUGGAUAACUAACUACUUUGUAAAACAAUUUUAUUAUAAAAAAAAAUAAGAGAACAAUCUUUGACC